Molecule: messenger RNA, 421 nt
Organism: Phytomonas sp. EM1
Lineage: Eukaryota; Euglenozoa; Kinetoplastea; Trypanosomatida; Trypanosomatidae
Source: the annotation of a GenBank genome assembly
GCUAUGCGCAAGUAUUGUGCAUCUCAAGCGGAGGAAAGCAAUGCAAAGGGGCUUCUUGUGUCUUAUAAUUCUGAUGACGAUCAAGGAUGGCGGUUGCAAUUGAGGUGGCGAAACCAGGUAACCUGAGAAAGAGGGUUCCUAUAUUUCCUUAUUUCAGCGGUGUGUAUGUGUUGAAGGGCAACAUCUUGGGGUAUAUAAAGCAUAUAUCAGUGCAUAUCAGCGAUAAUGUGGAAUAAUUAGACCAUAAACUGUAGUUUCUCUUUAUAUUGUUCGCUUCGCUUUGUGCAUGUUGCGCUCCUUACUACCUGUUUCGUCUGAUUGGCGAAAUGAAUUUAGGCGUUUUAUCUGAUGAAUACAUCGCGAUGGAAUAAGUCGGCUAUAUUUUAUUCUUCGCUGUGAGCUUGUAUGGGGUCAGAUUAUG